Molecule: messenger RNA, 1128 nt
Organism: Cucurbita pepo subsp. pepo (vegetable marrow)
Lineage: Eukaryota; Viridiplantae; Streptophyta; Magnoliopsida; Cucurbitales; Cucurbitaceae
Molecular function (GO): RNA binding
Source: RefSeq, a predicted model, not a curated record
GUAUCGUUUAGGGUUAGAGAGAGGGAGAGAGAUCGUGUCGUUUUUGUUCAAUUUGGGUGGUGGAAUCGGGAGGCAAAUCGAAGUUCAGCAUCCUCCGUAAUCUUGGUUAGGAGUAGCUUUUGGAGAUUGCAGACAAUCAUGUACGGACCUAGAGGGGCAAUGUUGGGAAGCGGGGGGGUUUCGGAUGGGUACGAAGUCGGCUCAAAAAGACAAAGAAUGAUGGAACCGAAUCCCUACUUCGCAGUUAGCAGCAGCACUGUCGGAUUUCAACCAUAUGGCUAUGGGAGUUUUCCUCCUACUCAUGCCUUUCCUGUGGUUCGCCUUAGAGGGCUUCCCUUCAACUGCUCUGACAUUGACAUUUUCAAGUUCUUUGCUGGACUGGACAUUGUGGAUGUGCUACUGGUCAACAAGAAUGGGCGGUUCAUGGGAGAGGCCUUUGUUGUCUUCGCAGGCUCUGUGCAAGUUGAGUUCGCAUUGCAACGGGAUCGACAAAAUAUGGGGCGUAGGUACGUAGAAGUCUUCAGGUGCAAAAGGCAGGAUUAUUAUAAUGCCAUUGCUGCUGAAGUAAACUACGAGGGCAUUUAUGAUAACGACUACCAUGGAAGUCCUCCUCCUCGACAAAAGAGGUUCAGCGACAAGGACCAGAUGGAAUACACUGAGAUACUGAAGCUGCGUGGUCUGCCUUUCUCUGUGAAAAAAUCCGACAUUAUUGAGUUUUUUGGAGAGUUUGACCUCGCUGAAGAUAGGAUACAUAUUGCAAGCCGUCCAGAUGGGAAGGCUACUGGUGAGGCUUACGUUGAGUUUGCUUCAGAAGAGGAGGCAAAGAGAGCAAUGAGUAAGGACAAGAUGACAAUUGGGUCGAGAUAUGUGGAGUUGUUUCCUUCAACCUCAAAUGAGGCUAGAAGAGCUGAGUCAAGGUCAAGACAGUGAGUAAGUAGGUGAUUCGGUCAUGGAGUCUCUGAAGUUCUCUGUUGCUAUAUUUUUGCACCGAGGCUUUGCUGUUCUUGUAAUUUUCCAAAUUUGUAGGAUGACGUUUUAUCGUUGUGGAGUUAAUCGAUACUGCAUUUUGAGAUUGAAGUUGUUAGCCCUAUGAGUUCAAAACUUGGUUAAAACACCGACCUUCUCCCA